This is a messenger RNA of Symbiodinium pilosum, 453 nucleotides long. The record is from the annotation of a GenBank genome assembly. Lineage: Eukaryota; Dinophyceae; Suessiales; Symbiodiniaceae.
AUGCAGAUCUUUGUCAAAACUUUGACGGGCAAGACCAUCACCCUCGACGUGGAAGCUUCGGACACGAUUGACAACGUCAAAGCAAAGAUCCAAGACAAGGAGGGCAUCCCGCCCGAUCAGCAGCGCCUCAUCUUCGCUGGCAAGCAGCUGGAGGAUGGCAGGACCCUUUCGGAUUACAACAUCCAGAAAGAGAGCACGCUCCACUUGGUGUUGAGGCUCCGUGGUGGCAUGCAGAUCUUCGUGAAGACGCUCACGGGCAAGACGAUUACUCUCGAUGUUGAGGCGUCGGAUACCAUCGACAAUGUGAAGGCAAAGAUCCAGGACAAGGAGGGAAUUCCCCCCGACCAGCAGCGCCUGAUCUUCGCGGGCAAGCAGUUGGAAGAUGGCCGCACGCUUUCGGAUUAUAACAUCCAGAAAGAGAGCACCCUCCACCUGGUGUUGAGGUUGCGCUGA